Cyclopterus lumpus (lumpfish) is the source of this 1385-nucleotide messenger RNA. It is a transcript of the gene atp23, whose product is annotated as ATP23 metallopeptidase and ATP synthase assembly factor homolog. The record is from RefSeq and is a predicted model, not a curated record. Gene Ontology annotation, molecular function: metalloendopeptidase activity. Gene Ontology annotation, cellular component: extrinsic component of mitochondrial inner membrane. Bases 191 to 892 code for a protein of 233 amino acids. The transcript is spliced from 6 exons. Gene Ontology annotation, biological process: mitochondrial proton-transporting ATP synthase complex assembly; mitochondrial protein processing. Lineage: Eukaryota; Metazoa; Chordata; Actinopteri; Perciformes; Cyclopteridae.
UACAUUAAAGUUAAUUAUAUUUCCUGACUUUUUAUUGUAUAGAAAAAAUACAAAUAAACAUUACAAGGAAAAUACCGUUGACCUUUUGGGACCACGUGAUCCACACAACAGCGAUGACCUCUCUCGUCGGCUAGCUAGUGGUAGCUAAACACAUGCUAACACUUCCAGGUUGUUGACAGCGUUUCGCACAAUGGAGCAGCCUAAACAAGAGGAGGAAUAUGGAUACGAUUUAUUCCCGGGGAGAAACACGGGCCAACACAAGGGGAGGUCGUUCACGGAGAGCCUGCUCACUUUCAACCACAAGUGUCAGGUCAUGUUGCAGUUAGCGACGGAAACUAGUCCAUACGCCAAACUCCUCCUCAGUGCCAUGAAAAGUUCAGGAUGCAAAGUGUUCAAAGAACGUCAUUUCUCCUGUGAAGAUUGUGACGGGACAGUCAGCGGCGGCUUUGACGCGGAUUCUUCUCAAAUUGUAUUGUGCCAGAACAACAUCCACCAGCAGUCCCACAUGAACCGAGUGGUGACUCAUGAGCUUAUUCAUGCCUUUGACCACUGUCGCGCCCACGUGGACUGGUUCAACAACUUAAAACAUCUGGCUUGUUCUGAGAUUCGGGCGGCUAACCUAAGUGGAGACUGCUCCUUUCAGACUGAAUUCUCCAGGUUCAACUUUGGCUUAAAGCAGCAUCAGCAGGCGUGCGUCAGAGGCCGUGCCCUUCGCUCCAUCCUCGCUGUGAGGAAAAUUAACCGAGAGGAGGCCGAGAAAAUAGUGGACGAGGUCUUCGACACGUGUUUCAACGACCACGCGCCGUUUGGACGAAUCCCGCACGACAAGAAGGACGCUGGGUUUGCCGGCAGAGAUUACGAGAACAGAGGUCGAUAUUAUGCCAACCUUUAGUGUCGACAUCUUCUCUAUAACUCCCAAGGCUGCUGUGACUGGCAUCGUCAGGGCCCUGGUCAGAAUAGAAGCCCCAACUUAAUGACUGUCAAAGACGAUCAAAUCCCUUCAGAAGGGAUAUCCAGAUAAUGAUUUGUCCUUGGAACAGUAAAGCAAAAUGAGUUACACCACAUUUCAUAUACUAAUUCUGUAUAAAGGGAUUGUAAGGAGUGAUUUUGCUUUGGAAGUGGAUUAUUAGAUGAGGUCCCAGUGACUUAUUUGCCAUUUAUUUUUAUUUGACCAUUGGGUGCUUUUAAAGAAAUACAGGAUUUGUUUUUUGUCCAUCGAUAUUGGGUGUGAAAGUCUUUUGCUGGCAAAUGAGGAUGUAUUUCUCUGUCUGCUCUUCAUCUUGUUGCCACAUUGACCUCCACUCAUUUCUUGUAAAUACAGCUGACUGUGCUUAAAUUAAACCGGAACAAUUUGUGCUUGAAUUAAAGUUUGAUUCCUCUAGAAA